Cygnus atratus (black swan) is the source of this 2777-nucleotide messenger RNA. Its product is annotated as dual specificity testis-specific protein kinase 2-like. Gene Ontology annotation, molecular function: ATP binding; protein serine/threonine kinase activity. The coding region runs from base 114 to 1070 and encodes 318 amino acids. Gene Ontology annotation, biological process: protein phosphorylation; actin cytoskeleton organization. Lineage: Eukaryota; Metazoa; Chordata; Aves; Anseriformes; Anatidae. The record is from RefSeq and is a predicted model, not a curated record. Gene Ontology annotation, cellular component: nucleus; cytoplasm. The transcript has 9 exons.
GCGCGAGCUCACGCCGGUGCGGCGGGGUCUGAGCCGAGCCGUGCCGAGCCGCGCCGAAGGCCGCUGUGGGGAGGGCGGCCCAGCGGGUCCCAACAGGAGCAGCUGCUGCCACCAUGAUGUGCAAGGCAGGGCUAAUCACACCAGAGCCCUCCGACCCCAUGCAGUACUAUGGCGAAUCGUCUGACACCUACUACCACAUGGACCGCUGGCAAAGGCUGCGCACAGCUGUCAGGAAGCUGGAGUUCUGGGAAAACUUCAACGCUGAACUGAUAGGUAGUGGCUUCUUCUCCAAGGUCUACAAGGUGACCCAGGCUGCUGCUUGUAAAGUGAUGGUGGUGAAGAUCUACAAGAACGACGUGGAUGAAGAGGUGAUUGUACGUGAGAUCAGCCUGCUGCAGAAGCUGUCCCACCCCAACAUUGUCAGGUACCUUGGGAUAUGUGUGAAGGAUGACAAGCUGUACCCCAUUCUGGAGUAUGUGAAUGGGGGCUGCCUGGAGGAGCUCCUGGCCAGCAAAGACAUCACUUUGACAUGGAAGGAGAAAGUGGACUUAGCUUCUGACAUUACCAGAGGCAUGAUCUACCUGCACUGCAAGAACAUCUACCAUCGAGAUCUCAACUCCAAGAACUGCCUCAUUCGAGUGACACCAAGGGGCCGUGAGGCACUGGUGACUGACUUCGGGCUGGCCAGAGAGGUGGUGGAGCUGCCUGUGAAGGAUGUGGAGAGGAAGCUUUCUCUGGUGGGCUCUGCUUUCUGGAUGGCUCCUGAGAUGCUGCGGGGAGAGCCCUAUGACCGGAAGGUAGAUGUGUUUUCCUUUGGCAUUGUCCUUUGUGAAAUCCUGGGCAGGAUACCAGCUGAUCCUGAAGUGCUUCCCAGGACUCAGGAUUAUGGCUUGGAUGUUGCUGCCUUCCAAGGGAUGAUCAGUGAAUGCCCCAGGCGGGUGAUGGACCUUGCUGCUAGCUGCUGUCGGGUGGAAGCGUUUAAGAGGCCAUCUUUCUCCGAAAUCCUGGAUGAGUUGGAGGAUGUUGCAGAGAGCCUGGAGCCUAGGAGGGAAAAUCAGCUUUUGGGCUGAGCUGUGGGCCUUCUGCGAGGCCUGGUGGAGUAUUGCACAAACUGUAAAUCAACUGUCUUGGAGGGUCAGGAGUGAAGAAGGAAGGUGGGAAAGGGAACAGCCAAGUGACACACUGGUAUUUAUUUAAUCAUAGUCUCAGUCUCUAAUUUCUGGGUUGGAAAAAGUGGUUAAAAUGGAGAAGGGAUUUAUCAAGGGUAUAUAUUUCUUACGUACGUUUUUAACAGAUGUAAUUCAGACUCAAGCCGCUUUUGUUCAUUUGCUUGUUAAAAGCACAUGAUCCUGGAGGGGCAGGUCAGGGACCUGAACUCCCUUGCAGAUGCUUUCCAAAUACCCAACAGAAAUGUAGUUCUCUCCUGCUUCAAUGUGCCCCCUGGACUCAGGGUCUUCCCCUUCCGUAUCUCCUCUGGCCUUGGGGAAUCUCCUCUAUGGAGGCUGUGGUCCUUGUGGUGUGAAGGAGUGUGGGGUUUUGGCACACUCAGUGAGCCUCAGGGUUGCCUUAUAUUUCAAAGCCUUACAACACCCAUCUGGUAGCCUGGCAAGGACAGGUACGUUCUAAAUCUCUGACUAGGUUCCUUGACGUUGUACACAGGAUGCAUCAGUAUCAGGCAAAGUUUUGGAGUGCUGGGACUAUCCACAGGGUGCUCACCUGCACCAGGCCGAGGCAAUGGGUAGGGUGUGCCUCCUCAAGAUAUGAAUUAACCAAUUAAUAUCUCCUAUCAUAAAAGCUUUGUCAGGCACAUGCCACGUCAGAGUUGUCCCAGUAUUGUAGCAGUCUGGAUUUCUCCCCACUGUCCUCAGUCUGGGUUCAGAGACAGGAGUCUGGGUUCAGGAGUCUGCCUCCCCACCUCUCAUCCUGCUGCAAAUACAUGGUGACAAGCACAGUGCCAACAGCUUGUGAGGCCAAAGCAGGGGAGAGUUGGGUCUGGCAUUAUGCAGUAUCUCACCUAUUCCUCUGCCUGGUCGAGCAUUCCAUUGUCUCUCCAGUGGUUAGACACCCUUGCAGGCCCCAGGGCUCAUGCAGCCAUGAAAGGAUUUUCUUUUGGUACUUUCUUCUGUGUUUUCUUCUGUGGGCUGGAGGAAGGUUGCUAGGUCUGCAGAUCCAAACCAGAGCUGGGAAGAAUAAUGGCAAGAAAUGGUCUGGCACUGCAAAUUGAGAGAGAGAGUUGAGCAGACAAGUUCAUGUCUCCAGAUCAGCUGAUGGCUGCACCAUCUCAUUGUGAAAGACAGGUUCUACUAGGACCAAAAUUUUUGUGAGUGUAAAUAGGCAUAUUGCCUGUAUAGUGGUGGAGCAGUGGCUCUCUUCUUGUAGACCGUAAGCUCUUGGAGCAAGGAUCCUUCAUUUGUCCAUGAGAAAGUAAUUGUAUAAUGUAUAACCCAAUGGAGCUUUCAGCCUUGUGGGAGGAAUGAUGUGCUCUCACAUAGUGGUAUAGACCUACAUGUGGGUCUCAUCUCAAGCUCUUGAAGUAGAAUUUGGUGUCACAUAUGGCCCAACAUCUCUGUGUUGUGGUGCUUGUACAAGGGAGUGUCACUAGUGUGCCAGGACAGAGAUGUUGUGGAGGAGUGGUGCAUUUUCCCUAGGGAUUUCCUUAUGAUCAGGACCUGACAUGAAGUGCACUGAAUGGCACCAGAAUCAUUGUCUCAGCCACAUGUCCAGAGAAAUUCUCAUUCCCCAGAGCUGCCAUCAUGCUGUUGACAUCUGUGCAGAAG